AUGUCUACCCCAGUAGAUAACGAUUACAACCUGCAGGAGGCGUGGGACAGGGCUUGCACAUCGUUUGCGCAGACAGCGAAAGUUGACCUGACUACUACGCCGAAGUACACGGUCGACCAAGUUCUAGACCAGAUUCGGACGAAGCAAGAUGAAGAUGACGAGCGAAAUAACAAGUAUAAAACUGCAAAAGAUGUGAUCGGCAAGACGUUGAACUUCGUCAUGGUCUUAGGUGGCAUAGCCGCCCAAGGCGCCAGUAUGGUAUUUGCUCCUAGCAGUUUGUGCUUCAAUGCGAUUUCAUAUCUCAUUAGCACCGGAUCAAAGUACAAGCGCAUCUUCAGCAGCCUUUCCGAGUUGUUCCGGCGUAUUUCCGACGUGCUGGAGCGCUGCAAAAUCUAUAUGCGUCUUCCUGCUGACGCAGUUGACAUCUCGCUUCGCAAGAUUAUCAACGAGGAACUGGUAUGCUUCGUCGACAUUUGCGCUUUGUCCAUCAAGGUAUUGAGGGGUCACAAAGUCUUCACUGCGUUGAAGGUAUUUGCAUUCGACAGUGACGAGGGUGUGAGUGGCCAGCUAGGUCGCCUGGCGACGCUAGUUGAGCGAGAGUCUCAGAUGCGUGCAACACUGGGCUUUGAGUCGCAGAAAACCAGUGAGAGGAAUAUCAUUGAAAACAAAGAAGGAACCAAGAAGAUCAACGCCACAGUGGACAGGUUGCUCACUUUUGAGAAGAAGAAAGAAGCGGAUAAUGUGGCCAAAAGGCUACUAAACAGCAUUGAUUCAAGCCUCGAUACUCCAAGUGAGACUCACAAAACCUCACAAACAAUUUACAAGCGAUUGUUGAAUGACCAGGUCCCCGGAAGUGGAGAGUGGCUUCGGACUGAUCCUCUGUACACAGCAUGGGCGAAACCUCAAGACUCAUCUUGUUCAAUCCUCGUCCAACACCUGCAAGAAGCUCACGCACAAGUUGCCGACGAUCUCAAGUGCAUUUCGACUGCCUACCACAUUUUUGAACACGAGAAAGGAAAUGCUUCUUUGCUCAAAGCUUUGAAGGUUCUGGCAUGGCAGAUUGCCAACAAAGAUGUCGUUUAUCGUAAAGAUCUAAGCUCCACCAAAGUUGGCGGUAUCAAUCAGAUAGAGAACAUUUGGGAAACACUUUUUGCCAAGUCCUACAAAAGUGACUCCACUUUCUUCGUUUUGUUGGAUGGCGUUGACCAGGUGGACAAGAACCACCUCAAGGACUUCAUGCAGCUGUUGACAGAACUGGAAGCUAUCUCUGGGACUUGGCAUCGGUUCAAGCUCCGUAUCCUUCUCUCUGGACGCGAUCAAACGAUGACCAAGAUCAAGUCUCGGAUGGGUGAGGGAAUAUCAAUCAUUGAUGUGGCUUCGAAAAACAGCGAUGACAUGGAGAAAUAUAUCAUCGACCGCAUGAACAAGAUGGAGAUUUUGAGCGGUUCGUCGGACCAACUUCCUUCACUACGGCGCGAAAUCUUGCAAGCCCUCACGGCGCAGACGCAUGGUGAUUUCGUCAACGUCGGCCUCAUCUUGCAUGAGAUCAGCGGCAAACAACGCCCGGGGGAAAUUAGAGACAUCUUGUCACGUUCUGGAGGCAACCGAUCUGACACGAUUGAGAGAAAAAUGGAACUGCUAAAUGACACACUCAGCGAUGAAGAUAUCUCUGAUCUGAACGACCUCCUCACUUGGGUGGUGUUUGCCUCGCGUCCUCUGACCCUGGAAGAACUAGAGGCAGUGCUCUUCCUGAAGGCCCGUGAGUCCUCUCUGCGCCCACUAUCCGAGAAGAUUUUAGAUCAGUAUUCAUCACUGCUCAAGAUCUUUGGUGAACCGCAUUCCAUAACAAAAACCAUACCACCCACCUCAGUAGUCAUGCUAGUAUCUGACUCGAUAGAAGAGUUCUUGCGAGCCAAGCCUGACCCUGAAACCGCUGACGAUGAGCAGGGCAUGGGUCCCACGUGUGAUGUCAAUGAGGUUGAGGUCAGGAUAGUUAAGAGAUUCCUUGAGUCGGUCUGCGACCCGAAAUUGUUCAACAAAUUUGGAUUCGAUAAUUUCUUCCAAAAUAAAUUGAAAGGAAAGACUGCUAGGGUCGGAGUCGAUAUUGAGAGCGCACACCUUAAGAUUGUCACGUCUUGUCUGGAUGUGAUCUGCUCAGAGCAAUCUCCCGGCCUUGCUCCUUUACUCGAUUAUGCGGUCGACUAUUUCGCUGUGCAUCUCCAAAACACAGAUCCAUCACUGACACAGCCUCAACAAAAGACUGCCCUUGGACCUAAACUUGUGAGCCUAUUUUUUGAUGAUGAAAUAAUUAAGCGAUGGUGGUGGACGCCUUGGCGGAGGCACGAUUGGAUCUACAACGAUAAAUUUGCUGAUGUUGCGCUAAAAUGGCUACAGGACUCAGCCGUCACCAAGAAUAUCUCUGUGGAACAAACCAAGUGGGUCAAGAGCUUGAGUUCGAAAUCAGAACCCGAUGCAGAUAUUAUCGAACACAUCGCUCGAUAUUUGGCUCGCAUUUGGCUCCAACCAAGUGUUUAUGAUAUCACUGAUGUUUUCGCUGCGUUCUAUGGAUAUGCCACAAAGAUUGAGAAUCGCAAAAGCCCGACACUCCAGAGAUCUACCAGUGACCCGAGCCCGGGUGAUGCCAAUGCCUCCCAAAUCUUGGACACCGCAGAAUACGCUCGAAAGUACAUUGGAAUUAGCACUUUGGGCUACACGGAGACCCGUAGACUAGCACGCACUCUUCAAAAGUAUCACCUGUAUCCCGAGGCUAUCGAAAAGUUCAAGCUGGCCUCUUCGCUCGACGCAUACAACUGGUUCUCGGAAUGGGGCCUGGCAACCUGCUAUGCACACGAGAAGGACUAUGCACUCGCAAUCGAGAUAGCGGAAGCAGCCAAGAAGACUAUCAAGGAUGGAGACACCGAAGAAGACCAUUUGGUCAUUCCAGACCUGGAUCGUGACCUGGCCGGAUGGAAUGCCGAUGCCGGACACAUCGAUGAAGCCGUUGGAAUAUACGAAUCUCUCCUGCAGGAUAAUCCCAACGACUAUGAGACAGCACUCUCGCUGACGAUUCUUUUUCACAACGAGAAAAACCGUGGCGGUCUUCUUCAUUUCUUAGAAUCACUCAAGGAGUCUACAGAUGGGACUGGGCAGGACCGACUCAUACAAGCAUUCCACUACAACUGCGACAGUGCGGAAUAUCACGCAGCAAUUUGUGCCCUUGGUUCCGAAGCGGCAGCCUUUGAUUCCAUCUUUGAAAGCUACGAGGCAGCCAUCACUGCUGCCAAAACACGGCUCGCAGAGGCAAGGAAGACAGAGGAAAGCCAAUUAGAAGAAUAUUGCCGUGCUUGCCAGGCAACCCUCAUGCACCAUUUCGCAUACCUUUGCUAUGAGAAUAGCACCGAUAAGCCCGAGCGAAAGGUAAUCGCAAUCGAUCAGUGGGUGCGCAUUUUGGAAAUGGAGAACUUGGCCGGUGACUACAACCUCACGAGCACCAAGCUGUACGUGCGCUCCAGGCUUGCGAGUGUCUGCUUUAUUGAAGCACGCCGAGACCCAGGAUCCGCAGGUCCCUACAUAGAGCAACUGGAGCAACUUGCUGCGUUGCAAAGCGUCACCAGUGUUGACGCUGAUUGGUGUUAUUCGACGUAUCCAACGCGCUUGCUCGCGCGGUAUUACGCACUUCAAGGAGACAAAGAGAAAGCUAAAGACGCCCUGCGCCCUUAUGUCAAAGCUAGCCUCGAUAUUCUUGUCGAUGAUGAUCCCCUCAACGACUGGCAAGGAUACAAUGAGUUGGCAAUGUAUUUGAUUCAUGCGGAAGAGGACGAUGACUGUCUUGCAGCAUGGUCAUUGAUUGUACCAACCACUGAUACCCAAUACGACGGAGAAUCCUCAGGUGACAAGUCUUCUCAAGAACCUACAGGGCCCUUAUAUGUCGUGUGCGAUGGAAACUGCGGGACAACGUGGUCGUUCGCCAACGAUAUAUACGCUUGCAGACAAUGCGACUACAUACAUUUUGACCUAGCCUGCUUGAACAAGUUGCGCGAAGGGACUUUGGAUAUUUCGAUAUGUGGAAAAGAUCAUGAGAUGCUCCAUGUCCCGGCAUAUGAUGCGGUUAAGAUGGAGGAAAUUGGCGACGGGAACGUCAAGGUUGGAGAGCAGGUUAUGUCGGUCGAGAGUCUGGCAGGAGCUGUCUUUGCUCAUCCCGGCCACGAUAUUCGUGCUGAGGCUGCCGAGCGUGCUUCCUUCUUAGAGAACGCCCCCGUUCACCGGCGCAGCCUCGCCCAGUGUGCCUCCAAGCUCAAGGCCCGUGGCCAUGAGAACGCCAACGUUGUUCGCCGUGCCAACCGUGUCAAAGCCAUCCGUCAGAAGCGUGGCCUGCAGCACAGUGGGUUUCAGUCUAUGUACUUGCAUGCACUAAAAGACGAACCACAUUACCCAGACGUCCAGUUCCACAAGGCCCGCUCCCUCAACAGCGUCCUGAACACCGACCACAACUCCACCCUGUUUGGUGUCAGCCCUUCCACCGACCCCAGCGUUUUGUUCGGAUCCGAAACUACUAAGAGUUCUCGUGUCGUUUGCUCUCUUAGACGAUCUCCAAGAUUUAGUCUAUCCUCCAUUUCCCUCCUUUACCGACAUUCAAGCAGGCGAGAAACCAUCAGUGGACAAUAUCUUGACCCAUAUCAUACCGUUCUGUAA
This is a messenger RNA of Penicillium robsamsonii, 4692 nucleotides long. RefSeq lists its product as uncharacterized. Gene Ontology annotation, molecular function: protein binding. The record is from RefSeq and is a predicted model, not a curated record. Lineage: Eukaryota; Fungi; Ascomycota; Eurotiomycetes; Eurotiales; Aspergillaceae. The transcript has 5 exons. The coding region runs from base 1 to 4692 and encodes 1563 amino acids.